Spodoptera exigua (beet armyworm) is the source of this 703-nucleotide messenger RNA. Lineage: Eukaryota; Metazoa; Arthropoda; Insecta; Lepidoptera; Noctuidae. The record is from the annotation of a GenBank genome assembly.
CUCGACUGAUGAAAUUUCAAUUCAUUCGACAUAAAAUUGUACAGCAAGAUCGCAGCGAAGUAAUUUUCACAAGGCAAGACUCGACUCGUGCGUAGUUUACAAGUGAAUUUAAUUGAAAAGUUUUCUCUUAGGAUUUUAUCAGACAAGAUUAAUAACGAAUCAGUGUAAAAGCGCUUAAAUUGAAGUGUGACAAAAGUGUUAAACAGUUUUGCGAAACGAUUUCGCAUCGGACUUUGUAAGCAAUUUGAUGACUUUAUUCGAUUUGGACGAAUUCUUAGACAUGCCACCCGUUAAGCGAGGAAGGCGAGGAGUCAGUGGUGACGAGGAUGAUGAGGAGUACAGGAGAAAGAGGGAGAGAAAUAAUGAGGCUGUCAAGAAAAGCAGGGUGAAGUCAAAGCAGCAGACACAGGACACAUUCUCAAGAGUGAAACGUCUUAAGGAAGAGAACCAACAACUCGAAGACACAACCAAACGGCUGACUAAGGAAUUAGAGUUAUUGAAGGAGCUCUUUAUUGCCACCGCUGCUAACAAAUCUAACCCCAAGUUUGAAGGAAUGGAUCUUGAGAAAUUGUUGGAAGAUACACCUGAAGUUAAGUAUUAGUUUUGGUAUGAUGUGUAUUGUAAUAUACUUUAUGAAAAAGUGUUAGUUUUCUUUAAUUUAAAAAAAAAACAAAUUGUCACCGGCAAUUAAAUUGUAUGUAUU